Molecule: messenger RNA, 378 nt
Organism: Geodia barretti
Lineage: Eukaryota; Metazoa; Porifera; Demospongiae; Tetractinellida; Geodiidae
Source: the annotation of a GenBank genome assembly
AUGAACAUCCAGACUUUGGAGCGGAGCCCACAGAACCACCGGGGCGGGCAGGUGUCGCACUUGCUUUUGGCCUCGGGUCAGUUUGGAUCGGAGAACCUGGCCGUAACAUGGGUUGAAGGUGAACCGGGCAGCGAACAAACGGUCCACUCCCAUGAAGGUCGGGAACAGGUGUACGUCAUUGUCCAGGGACGGGGUGCGAUGCGGGUUGGGGACGAGGUGGAAGAGGUCGGGCCGGGCACGGCCAUUUUGGUGCCGCCGGGCACCAACCACUUCAUACGCAACAUUGGGGAGGAUAAGCUAAUCUACGUCUCCGCCACUUCCCCGCCCUUUGCGAUGCAGGAGGGCAACACCAGCUGGUCGGCUCCGGCCGGGGCGUAG